Symbiodinium pilosum is the source of this 411-nucleotide messenger RNA. Lineage: Eukaryota; Dinophyceae; Suessiales; Symbiodiniaceae. The record is from the annotation of a GenBank genome assembly.
GACCCUGAGCUGGAGUAUGCCUUCUACCGCUUUCCGGUGAGGAAUGAGAUUCCCAGCACGGAGAGCUUCGAGAGCUGGACUCGUCGUUUUGAGAUGCCGGACAUAGAAUGGGACGAUGCCUCCCACCCUAUGCACUGGCGCAAACUGGGAGGUGUGCUGCUGAGACACUUCUCGCUGUCACCAACACUGGAGGAAAUACGCCUCCCAUCGGGGGCCUACUUCGUUGUCGUCCAAGCACGCGACAGCACGCAUGCAGUGAGCACGGCCUUCGCGGCUGCCCCUUGGGUCUCUGAGCUCGACAUCGAAGAAAGUGGGCUCCUGAAUCUCCUGGAUGCAGCUCAGAGCAGCAACGACGCUGACUCAAUGAUCAACACAGUGGGGGCAGUAGCCUCUUCGCCCAGUGCUGCGGAA